UGAUUGAUUGGUCGAUUUGUUUAUUAAACUUAUUUGUUUGACUGACAGUGUUGAUGACUGUUAGUUGAUUGUAAUCAUUAUUAUUGAAGUGAGGAUGGUAGUACUUUCUAGAUCCUGUUUAUUUUUUGUAAAAAUUUCAAUACAGAAAAUGAUAAAAUAUUUUCGUAUUAGAUAUUAUUAUUAACUAAAGAUUUGUAUUGAUUUACAUAAAAUUGAUGGAAUUUGGUUAACAGUGGAAUUAAGACGCGCGUUUCCUCCUAUUUAAGAUAAGUUAGUAGCUAUCAGGACCCAGUAGGUGAGUGGAUAACGUGUUAGCGUCUGAAGCACAAGAUUCUGAGUAUAAAUCCUGGGGUGAAGAUCAACUCUGGAAUGCAGGUACAUCCGGCCAAAGAUGAGUCAUAAAUAGAACGUUAUGCGCGUCUUGGACAUCACUACUAGCCACAUUCCAUAUAUUCUAUGUGAAUUUGCCUUAAUCACUGGUUACGAUAACGAUGUAAAACUCGAACUACAAAGCCUCCACCUACCUACGGAGACACACAUGGGGAGAAUGAACAACGAUUGGAUAGAACUGGAAAGGAAGGCUCAAGAGAGAGUGGGUUGGAGAAUGCUGGUCGGUGGCCUAUGCUCCAUUAGAAGUAAUAGGCGUAAGUAAGUAAAAGAUUCUAUUGAUCUGUUUACACUUCGACGUCAUGCUGUAAAAAUUAUUAGUAAACUAGGUGUACGAAAAAUUCCCGGUGGUUGGAGUCAAGCAUUACAUGAAGCUAGUUUAAUGCGAAGAUUAUCUGCUUGUCGACAUGUGGUUUCAUUAGUUGUUGUAUUACGACUAGAAAAUCCAGAUAGAUUAUGUUUAGUUAUGGAGCAUUGUCUUGGAUCAGUACAUGAUUUACAAGCUUCCGGUGUACCAUCUCAUACAGCUUUAAGUUCAGAAAAUGAAUUUGAAUUAGAUGAAUUCAAUGCUAAAUCAUCCUCUCCACGAUUAUCAUAUUUUAAACAUCAACAUGGACAAUCAUCAGAUGUUGUAUUAAAUGAAAACAUUUCAAAAGAUAAAAGAAAAAAUGUUGAUUCUUCUGAAAAGUUGAAUAAAUCUCGUCGAUUUCAUCCUAGAUUAUCAAUGGGAUCUACGCAGAUCAAUCAAGAAACAGAUACAAAAUUUAAUAAAUCAAAAAGUCGUAAAACAUCAUCCAUAGAACAACCAACAAGAAAACGUACAUCCUCUCAACAACAACAACAAUUUCGUCGACUUCCUGAAGCACAAGCGCAUGCCUACUUUUUACAGUUAAUAGACGGUUUACAUUUUCUUCAUCGUAACGGUGUUAUACAUCGCGAUAUUAAACCAGCUAAUUUAUUAUUAACACCUGCACCAGGCUGUGGUUUAAGUGGUUUUGGCAGUCCAAAUGGUACCAUGGAUUUACCAGAUCAUAAUUGGUUAUGCAGUACGGGUAGUCAAUCAGCGUUUUGUCAACGUUCAUUGGCUAAUUUAUUGGCAUUAUCACGUGGUUGGUUGGUGAAGUUAACUGAUUUCGGCGUAUCGGCAUCAAUUUCAGCAUUUAGUACAAAUGAUAUGGUUAGUGGUGGUCAAACUACACCAGCUGUACAACCUCCAGAAGUAGCCAAAGGUGUACAAUCAAUAUUUGAUGGUACUAAGUUAGAUGUAUACAGUGCUGGUGUAACACUUUAUUUCAUGCUUACUGGUCAUGUACCAUUUUCAUGUCAAAAUGUACUACAAAUAUUUGAAGCAAUUGUUAAAGGAGAUUAUACAAUACCAGGAUAUGUAUCAACCAAUGCAUCAGAUUUGAUUCGGAAAAUGAUGCAGAAAGAUCCUAAAAAACGUUUAACUUUAUUGCAAAUUCGUCAACAAACUUGGUAUAUACAAGAUCCACCAACACCAAUGUCUGUGGAAAAAAUUAAAAUGAAAUUACGCAAUGAAUUAUCACAUAAUCAACAAUUGUCAAAUAAUGAAUCGCCAACACAUACAUUAAUUCAUUAUCAUAAACGACAACAUCAACAACAACGUGGUAUAAUCUGUUGGCUUGAUCCAUUAAUUUAUCUACGUCGAUGUCAUUCUGAAUAUCCUCUACCACAUAUUGAUGAUACUGGAGCUAGAAUAUUUGAUAUAGAUGAAAUUUUCAAUAAUUCACCAAAUCAAACAUUUACUAGUAGUAAUGAUAAUGAUAUACAAACAUCUUUAUCAAAUAUGAUUAUCAGUGAUAAGGAUGAACACUUUUUUAAUAAUCAUGAUGGUAUUGGACCGAUCUCAGUGAUUGAUCGUUUAAAGGUAUUUCAUGAUUUGGAUGACUAUGAAGAGUAUAGUAGACCAGAAGAUAUGUCUAGUUUUUACUAUUCACCUGAAGCAUGUUUACAAUAUUCCAAUGUUGAAAAACAGCUGGCCAACUUAGAUCAACAACAAUUAAGUACUCAUCAAUCUAAAGGAGAAAAAUCUUUAAAAAGUAAUAUGACACCACAACCAUAUUGGUGUCUAGAUCUUGGUGUUCCAGUGUAUGAAGCUAUACAACCUAUCAAUAAUAUGAAUGAUGUAUUGGAACCUCCAGCUUCUCCAGCGGAUUUACCAAUUUCUAUUCCUACUACUUACAGACUAUCUAAAUUUGCAAUAAAUCCCAAUGUAACAAAUCGAACUGGUAGUCUACCAGGUCCUAUAGCAUUCAUUCCAUCCGAUUUAAAUAUACCUCGACAAAUGCAGAACAGUGUCAAUAUAAAUAAUGAUAAUAAUCAUAAUAAUAACAAUAGUAAUGAUACAUUAAAUCAAAAAACUUGGCAUUAUGGUUUACGACCUAUUAAUAGUAUACCAAAAGAUUUUCUUAAUUUCACUUGUUCAAAACAACAACAACAACAAUCACAUCAAAAAUCUACCAAUAUCAUUGCUAUUGAUCCUGAUCAAUUAUCUAAUCAUUUGAAUAUAGAUUUUGAUCAAACUCAUAUAAAUUCAACAUUGAAUAGACAAGAACAACAAUUUAUGAAAAGAGAUUAUCAUUCAACUAAUACUAAUCAUUUGAAUAGAUUCAAUCAAUGGUUUUUCAAUCCAUUCAAUUCAUUUCGUAAUCGAAUAAAAAGUAUACGAUUUAAAAAAGAUGCUUCAAAUAAUUGUCAAACUACUAAUACUACUUAUACUACUACUACUACUAAUAAUAAUAAUAAUAGUUAUUCACCAGUUGUUUCAAUGACCAAUUCUACUUCUUCAUCUUCUAAUACUAUUUAUUAUAGAAAUGUGAAUAGUGCUACAGAAUUAACUUCAACUAUUGAAAUCACAUCAUCAUCAUUACCUAAAAUUCAAAUAGAUGAUAUUUCUAUUCAAUCUACUGGAACUUUACCAAGAACACGUAAUCGAUUAAAACCUUGUUCACGUAUAUUUUCACGAAAGAAAGUUACAGGAAGAAAAUAAUAAUUAUUAUUAUUAUUCCCGUUGACAUUGUUGUUGUUAUCAUCGUCUGUCUAUGUAUGCAUUCAUGCAUGGAAUGUAUGUAUGUAUUUUUUUUUUACAUGUAUAUCAAUUUCUUCAUAUACAGAGUUGGGUAGAAGCGAUACAAGAUCUCGUUUUUCACACAUACACACACACACACAGUAUAUAUAUCCUAUUUGUUAUUAGUGUUGUUGAUGUCGUCGGUUUAUCGAUUUCCUGUUCACAUAAGUUUUCUUUGAUUCUUCUCCCCUAUCGCCAAUACCAAUCAUGAUGAUGAUGACUUGAUUACACGUUUUUUUUAUUUUAUAGUACAUAUAGCAACUCUAUUUAUUUGAUCAUUUUUUUGUAAAAUCUAUUUUGUACAAUUUAUUCACCAACUGGCUCUCUAUUAUUCUGUUUUAUUAUACGGAAUAAAAAAAGAUGACAAUGUUUAAUGUCCCAAUAGCUAGCUUUAUGUCUGUUUGUUUGGUGAGUUUUUUUAUUCACUGCGUUUGCUCACUAUUGUGUCCAAUAAUUUUUGUGUGCUAGAGGUUGUCUCUCUUUAUCACCAUCUCGUUUAUUUCAUUUUCAUGCUCUUCUUCAUUGUAUUCCUCUUUUCCUCACUCACUCACUCUCUCUCUCUCUCUUAGGUUCUUUUUGCAAAAUUUCAGUUACCGUUGUCGGUAUAGAAUUAUGUUUCUGUUUUUCCCCUUUACAUCUUCACACAAAACUUGUCUCAUUUGUAAAUAGUAUGUAAAUUUUAAUUGCACACACACACACACACACAUAAAGAUGAUAGUCGUGUAUUUAUGCCGAGCAUUUUUUUCUCAAAUCAAAACUUCUCAAAUUAUCUCUAAUGCUUUUACAAUUUCUCUCGAUUUCUGCUUCCGUUUUAUCCUUAAUCAUCAAUUGUCUUAUAGAACUGAAAACAUAAGUUUCUCGGCUUAGUUUAAUUCCUUUUCUCAGUUCAGCAUGCAACUUUGUUAGCAAUUACGAUCAUUAUUCUUUCGUAAUGUUCCAUAGUGUGUGUGUAUGUGUGUGUGUUUACACGCGUAACUUUAUGGUCAUGUGUAUACCCUGCACACCUAGAUUGUUCCUGUGUUUGCACACAAAUAAACUCACAUUCACACGCACAUCACGUAUCCAAAAUGCCUAUAUGUAUUUUUUUUAAUUGUUUAAUGUCUUGUGUUACUUACGAGUAGUAUGAUUUGAGUGAAAACAAUUCCUGAGUACUUUGUUUUCAGUUUGAAAAUUCAUGCUUAUAUGAGUAAUGCAUUACUAGGCUUAUUAUAUAUAUAUAUAUAGUCAGUGUAAUUGCAACAUUCUUCUGCAAUUAUUCGUUUUUUGCGUUGUUAAGUUUUUAAACUUGGCGAUUGAAUGGUAUAUCAUUCUGAACAACACCAUCAAACGCCUAGUUGAUAUGGAAAUGAGUUGUUUAGUUAUUCCACAUACAUUAACGUAAUUUCUCCUAAUCACAUUCUUUAUAAGUGGUUGUGCUUUUAGGUACCGCUAUCCUCAUUUUUCCGUGUAUUCCUAUUGAUUAUCGUGUUCAGCUGACCUCUAACCAUGUGACUGAUUGCCCUCUUUCGUCAAAGUUGUUAAAAUGAAUCGGUCUACCUAUUCAUUACCGAUAAAUGAGAAUCCUACGCUUUUACAAAUUCCUUAGCAUUUUCAACGUUCUCUCG
Molecule: messenger RNA, 5079 nt
Organism: Schistosoma curassoni
Lineage: Eukaryota; Metazoa; Platyhelminthes; Trematoda; Strigeidida; Schistosomatidae
Source: the annotation of a GenBank genome assembly